AUGGACGUCAACGAGCUCAUUGGCGCGGUCUCGAGUGAGGCCAACGAAGAGUACGAGCCGGAUGACACGCACUCACACGCGGCGAGCAGGACAUGGACACUGGGCGGAUGUGCUUCGGGAUCACUGGCAUCCUCGUCACUGACCCCUGCACGAUAUGCACAAGCCUGGCACGCAUAUACGCUCUACGGCCGUGUUCACCCCUGGGACGACGUCGUCGUUCUUCUCCACAUCGAGGUCCCACCAGCGGACGGCGGCGGCGCCCUUUCCACCGUUUUUUGCAGGUACGUCGUCAGCGAGCGCACGCUCAUCGGCGCCUGGCAGCAGGCGACCGCGAGCACGCACGCGGCCCCGCUUGAGGACACGUUCAUCAUCUUCAAGGUCGACCGCCCGCAUGCUGCUGCUCCUGGUGCGGGGGUGCGCCUCCAGCGCACGCGCGUCCACCGCCGUCAUGUCCGCGAGCACGAGCGCGAACACCUCCAUGGUUGUGCCUCUUCGCAGUGUGCAUGUACGACCUCCUGUUGCACGAAGUUCAUCACGAAGCACCCGUCGCUGCUCAUGACGCUCUUUGUGGGGGACUUCAUGUCUCGGGCUGCUACUCACACUACAAGUACACGCACGCACUUCUACGACCAGACGAUCUUCGAGCAGACAGAGCCGAAGAUCUACUUCUCUUCCCGGUCUCGUCUCGAAUGUGCUGUUCACCUCUCGUAUCGCGCAUCUGGUACCUGGACCGGAGCAGAGCGAACGCACUCGCGGCAGGCGCGACACGCGCCGGCGGGCUCCGGCCCGUGCUGGGACUCUACCGUCAACUCUUUUCGAACCUGUACACAAUUGCGCGCGAGCCCGAACGUGCAGGGAGCCGGGUGGGGGCAGAAGCGCCAGUGA
Molecule: messenger RNA, 885 nt
Organism: Epithele typhae
Lineage: Eukaryota; Fungi; Basidiomycota; Agaricomycetes; Polyporales; Epitheliaceae
Exons: 7
Coding region: 1-885 (294 amino acids)
Source: RefSeq, a predicted model, not a curated record